This is a messenger RNA of Solanum tuberosum (potato), 754 nucleotides long. RefSeq lists its product as uncharacterized. Bases 68 to 670 code for a protein of 200 amino acids. NCBI's taxonomy places the organism in Eukaryota, Viridiplantae, Streptophyta, Magnoliopsida, Solanales, Solanaceae. The record is from RefSeq and is a predicted model, not a curated record. The transcript has 2 exons.
AUGUUCUUGUGAGGGGUCAAAGGAAUAUAGUGUGCAUCAUCAAAAGUUGAAGUUGUUUCAGUUUCUCAUGGGAUUGAAUGACUCAUAUCUGCAAGCAAGAAGUCAAAUUCUGAUGCUGAAACCAAUACCUAGUGUUAAUCAAGCUUAUUCUAUGAUCUUAAGUGAUGAAAGUCAAAGGUCUGUUGUAGCUAAUGCAGGAGUGUUGGGUACUGGUCCAGCGAGUCUACAAGGGUCUUUUGAUGCUGUUAUGUACUCAAGGACAAGUGGAACUCAAAAUAGGUUCAAGAAGGGAUAUAAUCUUGUGUGUGAUUUCUGCAAAAUUAAAGGACAUACAAGGGAAAAUUGUUACAAGAUCAUUGUAUAUCUACAGGAUUUUAAGUUAAAAAAGAAGGGAGUAAGUAGUUCUGCAUAUAAUGUAACUGGUGAAUCUGAGGAUGGGUUGAGGUCAAGGUUUGAUGAUGGAGUGAGGUCAAAUGCAAGUGAUGCAGGAAGUGGACAGUUGAGGUGUGAUGGAGAGGUUAAACUACCACAUCAGAAUCAGCUGGAAUCCUAUACAUUGACUAGGGAGCAAUAUAAUCAGGUCUUGCAAUUCCUUGACAAGAAGUCAGAGGUUUCACAUUGUGUAAAUGCAGCAGGAACUCUUCAGUGGAAAGGUGAAUAUGAUUGGUAAAGAGGAUGGAGGAUUGUACAUUUUUUCCAACAAAAUAGAUAAAGAAGAUGAUGCUAUAUUGUCAGCAAGACAUUCUGAGCACAG